This is a messenger RNA of Chondrus crispus (carragheen), 225 nucleotides long. RefSeq lists its product as hypothetical. The record is from RefSeq and is a predicted model, not a curated record. Gene Ontology annotation, biological process: transmembrane transport. Gene Ontology annotation, molecular function: ATPase-coupled transmembrane transporter activity; ATP hydrolysis activity; ATP binding. The transcript is spliced from 3 exons. Bases 1 to 225 code for a protein of 74 amino acids. NCBI's taxonomy places the organism in Eukaryota, Rhodophyta, Florideophyceae, Gigartinales, Gigartinaceae.
AUGGUUGCGUUCGUUGGAGCUUCUGGAGCGGGCAAGAGCACAAUCAUUCGGCUGUUGCUGAGAUUCUAUGGUGUCGAUAGCGGGUCAGUGCUGAUCGAUGGCGAGAAUGUGAAGAACUGUUCUCAGGAGUCUACGCAAGCAAAUUGGAGUUGUCGCCCAAGAUACGAUCUUGUUCAACCGAUCUCUGCGAUUCAAUAUUUCAUACGGCAAACCAGAUGCAUGUGA